UGUGAUUUGGAAAGAUUGUGAUAUUUCAGAUAAAAUGGAGGAAUAUGUUGAUGUUGGAACAGAUAUAGAGGUGGAUGAAGCUAUCUGUAUAAUCUGUGGUGGAUCAACCUAUGAAGGAGAAACUAUAAGUUGUGAAACCUGUUUAAGAUGGUUCCAUUUUCAAUGUGUCGGGGUUUCACACGAAGACGACUGUGUGCGAAUGGAAGAUGUUCCCUACUAUUGUCCAUCCUGUGCCGUCAAGGUACUGGGGGAGAAGGGACGGAAGAAACCCACCUCGAAAUCUCCCCGAGCUCAAAAAAGAAAACCGAAACCUAAGAAACCUGCCAAACCUGUAAAAGUUAAACCUGAACCUAAACCAGAUCCAAUACCAAGUGAUGGAAUAAAGUUAAAAAUUAAUUUAAAAAAUCAACCUGUCAAAACUCCUAAACCUCCGAAAGUUGCCAAGGCGCAUAAAAUAAGAACAGAAGAGCGACGAUCAUUUGUGGAAGAUUUAAAUCUUCCUGAUCCUAAUUUAUCCGAAGAGUCUGAUUCAGAAAACGACCAACCGCUAAUAAUUGAUGAGAUUGCGCCUCGAGCUGUAAAAGUUGGGCGGAGACGCCUGAGUCAGAAGCAGGGUGGAGAGGACGGAUUCCUGAUGAGGGAGAUUCAGACUUUUGGAUCAGAAAUACGACAGGAGAACCUUCAAGCACUACUCCAGGUUGGAUCUGUUGAUGAUAUUGACGUGGUUGAUGUUGGACUGGAUAUAGUUGAGAUUGAGAAGGAUGAUGUAACUGAGCAGGAUGAGGAGGAGAGAUGGUUGGCUGCAGUAGAGGAGGGAAAUAUUGAGAAGGUGCAACAGGAGGAUGCAGAACUCAGGAGUGUAAGAGAUCCUAAAUCCUUGACAGCUCGCCAGAGAUCUUUAAUGAAUGAUGGAUUAGAAGUCGAAGAUCUUUAUCAAGCUUUAGACUUUGGAAGCAGAAAGAAAACUGAUGUCAAGGAAGAAGACACUGAGGAGAAGGCGAUUAAAGCGAAGAAGAGAAGAGAGCUUGAGACUGAGAAGAAGGAGAAGAUAAAGAAGAAAACUAUGGACACUCUUCUUAAAAAGAAGGAUUCUAAAACUACAAAACUUUUAAAAUCAUUUAAAUCCCAAAGGGAUGAAUUACCAAAGAUAUCUUAUGUUCAGAACCAGUUCGGGUCAUUUCUCAACUUUCCUCCGGGUGCAGAGUUUCCAAUGGAGAGUAGGGCGGAAGUAUCUCCCCCUGCUAAGGUUUACUGCUGCAUGUGUUCAAAUUUAAAGAAAUAUUCUUGUUCAAAAACUGGGAAACCUUUAUGUAGUCUUCAAUGCUAUGGAAAAAAUUUAAGUUUACGUAACUCCGCUUAAUGUUAUUAUUUCAGAAAAA
Eurytemora carolleeae is the source of this 1379-nucleotide messenger RNA. RefSeq names its product transcription activator BRG1. Bases 35 to 1360 code for a protein of 441 amino acids. The record is from RefSeq and is a predicted model, not a curated record. NCBI's taxonomy places the organism in Eukaryota, Metazoa, Arthropoda, Copepoda, Calanoida, Temoridae. The transcript has 8 exons. Gene Ontology annotation, biological process: chromatin remodeling. Gene Ontology annotation, cellular component: Ino80 complex.